CCGCUCUGCGUUGACAGUGCCGGGCGACACCCGGGUCGCGCCGCUCGCCUGCGAGCCGGGCAGAGCCGUCAGCGUCCGUCGGGAGAGUGAAGGCUCGCAACGCCCAGCCCGGGGGAAGGUAAAGCGCCGCGCCCGGGGCUGCGCGGUUUGCACCGCCAGGCCGAGGGCCGGGGGCCAGAAGACAAGAGAGACGGCGAGGCGUGCUCCCUGCCCGGCAGCGACUCGGAGGUAGGUGAUGCUCUGAUGCUGCUGCCUCUUAUGAAUUGACGACGGGUGCAGAGAGAGAAUAAACUGUGUCUAAGACUGGACCAGAGAGUGAGUGUGCUGGAAGCCACCAUAGGAGCAAGCGACCUGUUUGGCAAGGAAUACAGCAUCCUUCUGAGAGCCUCUUCUCAACAUUAUCCCACAGACCAGGACUUCCUCAUGGGAAAGAGCACUUAGGAUCUUGCUAUCAGCUGCCCUAAACUUUUGCUGAGCCAAAAUAAGACUUUUGAUGCAGAACUGAACAAGAUAUUUCAUUUUUGUGUCUUUUAAUCUUCCUGGUUGCAGUCUUAGUUGUUCAGCCCUGAGAAUUUUGAGCCACAUUUGUUGCUAUUAUUUUUGCAUGCACUUUUCAAAAUGAUUGACUUAAGCUUCCUGACUGAAGAGGAACAAGAGGCCAUCAUGAAGGUUUUGCAGCGGGAUGCUGCUCUGAAGAGGGCCGAAGAAGAGAGAGUCAGACAUUUGCCUGAAAAAAUUAAGGAUGACCAGCAGCUGAAGAAUAUGAGUGGCCAAUGGUUUUAUGAAGCCAAGGCAAAAAGGCACAGGGACAAAAUCCAUGGCGCAGAUAUCAUUAGAGCAUCUAUGAGAAAGAAGAGGCCCCAGGUAGCAGCUGAGCAGAGUAAAGACAGAGCAAAUGGGGCAAAGGAAAGCUGGGUGAAUAAUGUCAACAAAGAUACUUUCCUUCCUCCAGAGCUGGCUGGCGUUGUAGAAGAGCCAGAAGAAGAUGCAGCACCAGCAAGCCCGAGUUCCAAUGUGGUAAAUCCAGCUUCCACUGUGAUUGAUAUGUCCCAGGAAAACACAAGGAAACCAAAUGUGUCUCCAGAGAAGCAGAGGAAGAAUCCGUUUAAUAGCUCCAAGUUGCCAGAAGGUUACUCGUCACAACAAACUAAAAAUGAACAGUCAAAAAAUGGAAGAACUGGUUUAUUUCAGACUUCAAAAGAGGAUGAAUUGUCAGAGUCAAAAGAAAAGUCAACUGUCGCAGAUACUUCAAUCCAAAAGUUAGAGAAAUCAAAGCAGACUUUGCCAGGCCUUUCAAAUGGGUCCCAAAUCAAGGCUCCAAUCCCCAAAGCCAGGAAGAUGAUCUACAAAUCGACUGAUUUAAACAAAGAUGAUAACCAGUCUUUUCCUAGACAAAGGACAGACUCCCUGAAAGCGAGAGGGGCUCCAAGAGGGAUCCUCAAGCGCAACUCCAGUUCCAGUAGCACAGACUCAGAAACCCUUCGUUAUAAUCACAACUUUGAACCCAAAAGCAAAAUUGUGUCACCUGGCCUAACCAUCCAUGAGAGAAUUUCUGAGAAGGAGCAUUCUUUAGAAGACAACUCUUCCCCAAACUCCCUGGAGCCAUUAAAGCAUGUGAGAUUCUCUGCAGUGAAGGAUGAGCUUCCACAGAGUCCUGGGCUAAUCCAUGGCCGGGAAGUAGGAGAAUAUAGUGUUUUAGAAUCUGACAGAUUGAAAAAUGGAACGGAAGAUGCAGGGGACACAGAAGAGUUUCAGAGUGACCCUAAGCCUUCUCAAUACAGAAAGCCUUUGCUUUUUCAUCAAUCAGCCUCAAGCCCAAAUGUAUCAAAAAGUGAAACACAUCAGCCAAUGACUUCUGGUUCUUUUACAAUUAAUGGGCUGCAUUCUCAUUCAGAAGUUUUAACUGCAAGACCACAGUCCAUGGAGAAUUCACCAACCAUCAGUGAACCCAAAGAUAAAUCAUCAGAAUUAACAAGGCUUGAAUCUGUAUUACCCAGAAGCCCUGCUGAUGAACUGUCUCAUUGUGUUGAGCCUGAGCCGUCUCAGGUGCCAGGUGGCAGUUCUAGAGAUCAUCAGCAAGGUAAGCCCCCUCCUCUCCCAGCUCUAAAAGCUAAGACAUCACAUUCUGGUCCAUAUGCCACUGAGAUAAAGAAGUCAACUGAUGAUUCCAUAUUUAAAGUUCUAGACUGGUUUAACCGAAGUUCUUAUUCAGAUGACAAUAAGUCAUUCCUCCAACAUCCCCGAGGAAUAGAAAGAAAAACAGACUCAAAAUCACAGGUUGCUACUGACUUGGUGACAGAUGACACUACUUUAAAAGAAAACGGCUCAAAGAUCCUAUCAUCCAGCAAAAUUGAAUUGAAGCCUGUGAGAUCUGAUUCAACAUUCCAAGUAGAGGGAGAUAUGCUGGUUUCUGAAAGUUGCCAAGAUGAUAAUGUGAAUAUCAAAUCCAAAUUCAUGAAUUUGUCCCAACAAGGCACCCCAAAGGAAGGCCCAGGUAUAUUGCAACCAUUUGAAAGCUAUGGCACCCCAAGUCAAGGGAGUAAAAAUGUGGACUAUAGCCAAGAUUCAAAAAGCAUAGGAAAAGGGAAUGGGGUAUCUCCUUCAAAUAGUAACUAUUCCUAUAGUGUUCUCAAGGAAUCUGAUGCAGAAAACCAAGUUCCAUGCAACACUAAUGAUAUUGGCAACUUGGGUGAAGAAGAACCCAAGUUUCAUGCUGAUAAAGAAAAUAGAGGACACUCGGAAGUGAAUUUUGACUCUUCAACAAUUGUCAAAGAACCAAGUUUGAAAGAUAACAUGAAAGCAGAGAGAAAGAGCAAAGUAGGAAAUACCUAUAUCCUGAAAGCUUCCUUAGAGCCAGAGAAUAUUAAGUCAACACCUGGGGUUGCCAACAAUGGCUCUCCUUGGAAGAAGCCUGAGGUCCAAUUCCAGCAAGAAGCUGGUGAGGUUCCCAAGAACCAAGUGCAGAGAGAGAAAUACAAAAGAGUGAGUGACAGAAUAUCCUUUUGGGAAGGAGAGAAAGCUGCUGCUAAGAUAACUCAUAAAGAACCCACAUCUUCAUGUAGCCAGGAACAACCUUCUGCUAAAGCAUAUCAGCCUGUGAAGAAGUCACAGGGUGUAUCAUCCAUGGACAGUUUAUCUACAGACCAUAGUGAAUAUAAUCAGGUGAUUCCCAAACGAGUGGUCCUAGAUGAGGAUGAUCAAGCAUCCCAGCUCUCCAAUUCUUAUUCCUCAAAUAAAUCUAAAGAGACCAAGCCACAAAUAGCAGGUCCAUCCAGAAACUGUCUUUCAGCUGAGCAAUCAGAUAAAGUGUCUCUGUUUCAGAAUAAGAAAAAUGAGCCUAUAAAAAGGUCACAAGUGGCAGACAGUUUGCCUUCUAGAAGAAACAUUACUUUACCAGCACUGCAACAUCCCUCAAAUGUUGGGAGUGAACGACAUGCUCCUUUGGAGAAAGACAGACCUCUAGUUCAUGAAUCAAAUGCCAACUUUAAAGUUAUGUCCCUAAAAGAAAGAAUGGAUGAACCCAGUGCAGAACAGGUCUAUAAUCCCUCUCAGUUUGAGAAUUUGAGAAAGUUUUGGGACUUAGAAGCUAAUUCAAACAGUAAGGAUAAUGACAAGAAUAUUACCACAACAAGCCAAAAAAAUUCUGCGCCUUUUAAUAGGCAGAAACACAAGGAAUUCAGCGACAUUAAAUUAUCAGGUAAAAAUACCCAUGGAGCAGAGGUGCUUCUAAGCCCAAAAAAAGUUAUGGCAAGAGAGGAAAUGGAGAAAUUAAAUUCAAAGGGCAUACUCCAGGUCCUACCAGAUGAAAUCGCAUUUCCUUUGGGUCCACUUAGAAAGUAUACUCAUCAGUUGCCAGGAAAUGAGUCAUCAAAGGAAAACGUGGAAAAGAAUACAGAAGGGAUUGUUACUCCAGUGUUUAAGGAAGAAAAGGAUUACUCAGACCAAGAGAUUCAAGAAUCCAUAGUAAAAACCAAUGUUUUGUCUAAAGACUACAAAGACACUUUUAAUGACAGCUUGCAGAAACUGCUUUCAGAAGCCUCAACACCAGCAAUUCAACCCUCUGGUGGAAAAGUUCAUGGAAAACAAGUGCUUGAACCAAGUGUUUCUGAAAAUAGGACAUGGCCUCAAAAAACAGAUUUUGCUGAUACUGAGGAAGAAGUCAAAGGACCUGAGAAGAUCAUUAAUGAGCAUGUUGACAAAACAGUAGUUCAUCCAAAGGUUAAACGGAACUCUUUGACUGCUAGUCUAGACAAACUCCUGAAGGAAGCAACUGGAACUUCACCCUCUCCCUUGCAAACCAAGUUGGCGCCCGUUAUCACUGGAACCAACUCUAAGCUGGAAGAGGGAAGAUUUUUUGGAAAAGGGAUAGAACAGAGUCACAAUACUUCAGCUGAUAAGAGAGAAAUACUAGCUCCUUUUCCAGUGAGAGAUGAAACUUUUGGAAAUACAGCUCUCCCCAAGAAAGCUGAAAGUGGUGAGUGCCAGCUAAGCACAGAGAAUUUGAUUCCGAUGGCUGCAGAAGAUUCUCAUCCAUUGGAUCCAACUUCCCAGCUUUCCAGAAAGGGUUCUUUUGGGGAUGUGGCCAACCCUCCCCAAGAUAUGCUUUUUCCCCAGGAUGCUCAUCUUGUUCCCCAGGCUAGGGCACACCCUUCUCAAACGGAAAUUUUGGAGACUGUAGAGAAAGUCAUUCUUCCACCCAGACCUGUAUUGAAUGAUGUAAAUGCUGCAUUACAGAAGCUGUGUAGAGAAGUAUGGUUAAGUUAUCCAGCUGGAAGGGAAGUAGGUCCUGGAGAAGUGAACCCAGAAUUUCCUGAAGCAGUACAGGCAGUAGGUAGCCCCCUAAAUCUUCCAGGAGUGAUAUCACCAUGGGCUACGAUGGACACCAUAGUUCCAGACAGGAAGGAUUUUUAUUCCUCCAAUGUAGUUCCUGAUAAAACUCACGAAGUUGGAUCUUAUUUAGCUGCCCAAAUGUCUCUAUCAGACCAGACGCUUAGCUCAUUUGCUUCCAUUGUUGCUCAGUAUGGCAAAGACCUACCUCAGGAGGUGGAAGAAAUUGUGAGGGAAACAAUUAUUCAACCCAAAUCAGAGUUCCUCAAAUUCAGUGCUGGCUUAGAAAAACUACUGAAGGAAGCAACUGAAACCUUCCACUCAAAAUAUGAAAGCGGUACAGGGAAUCUUUCUCCAUCAAAGUUAAUAGGUAGUACAAAGGAGCCCAGGCAAGCCACUUCUGAAUUCCAUCCUGAGGAAUUAAAAGAAACAGUAGAAAAGGCUGAGUCUCCAUUAAUAACUGAGAGUGCUUUUGAUGCUGGUUUUGAGAAACUUCUUAAAGAAAUAACUGAAGCUUCUCCUUAUCAGCCCCAGGUGUCAGUGAGAGAAGAAACUCAUGAGAAGGAGUCCUCACAGUCAGAGCAGAACAGGUUCUUGGGGACAGUGCCUCAUUUUUACAGGGCAGCCUCACAGACCUCUGAAAUGAAGGCUAAAAGUAAUGGUUUGGAAUCUCAAGUCAACCAAUGUGAUAAAAUGUUGGGAGGAGACGCACUUGUGACUGAUUUAUUGGUAGAUUUUUGUGGUUCCAGAAGUGGAGUUGAGAUCCCUAGAACCCCACAACUUCAUGUGGCUCAUGAAAUAGGGACCAUUAAAACUGUAAACCCCCCAGAGGACAGGGACAGUGAAAGUAGGGUUGCAGGGGGACAAGGGACUUCUCAGGAACCUGGCUUUGGAGAGGCUUCUGAAGCAAUUAGUGUGUCCGGAAAUAGGCAACCCAUUCCUCUCCUGAUGAACAAAGAAAACUCUACAAAAACAAGUAAAGUUGAAUUGAUUCUAGCAUCGCCAUAUAAGAAACAAGAGAAAGAGGAAGAAAAAGAAGGUUUCUCUGAGUCUGAUUUUUCAGAUGGAAACACCAGUUCUAAUGCAGAGAACUGGAGAAAUCCUUCCAGUUCAGAAGAAGAACCCAGUCCUGUUUUGAAAACUUUGGAAAGGAGUGCUGCUAGGAAAAUGCCUUCCAAAAGUCUAGAAGACAUUUCAUCAGAUUCAUCAAAUCAAGCAAAAGUAGAUAAUCAGCCAGAAGAAUUAGUGCGUAGUGCUGAAGAUGAUGAGAAAGCAGAUCAGAAGCCAGAUACAAAUGAAUGCAUACCAAGAAUUUCCACAGUGCCUACACAACCUGAUAAUCCAUUUUCUCACCCUGACAAACUCAAAAGGAUGAGCAAGUCUGUUCCAGCAUUUCUCCAAGAUGAGAGUGAUGACAGAGAAACAGAUACAGCAUCAGAAAGCAGUUACCAGCUCAGCAGACACAAGAAGAGCCCGAGCUCUUUAACCAAUCUUAGCAGCUCCUCUGGCAUGACAUCCUUGUCUUCUGUGAGUGGCAGUGUGAUGAGUGUUUAUAGUGGAGACUUUGGCAAUCUGGAAAUUAAAGGAAAUAUUCAGUUUGCAAUUGAAUAUGUGGAGUCACUGAAGGAAUUGCAUGUUUUUGUGGCCCAGUGUAAGGACUUAGCAGCAGCAGAUGUAAAAAAACAGCGUUCAGACCCAUAUGUAAAGGCCUAUUUGUUACCAGACAAAGGCAAAAUGGGCAAGAAGAAAACACUCGUAGUGAAGAAAACCUUGAAUCCUGUGUAUAACGAAAUACUGCGGUAUAAAAUUGAAAAACAAAUCUUAAAGACACAGAAACUGAACCUGUCCGUUUGGCAUCGGGAUACAUUUAAGCGCAAUAGUUUCCUAGGGGAGGUGGAACUUGAUUUGGAAACAUGGGACUGGGAUAACAAACAGAAUAAACAAUUGAGAUGGUACCCUCUGAAGCGGAAGACAGCACCAGUUGCCCUUGAAGCAGAAAACAGAGGUGAAAUGAAACUAGCUCUCCAGUAUGUCCCAGAACCAGUCCCUGGUAAAAAGCUACCUACAACUGGAGAAGUGCACAUCUGGGUGAAGGAAUGCCUUGAUCUACCACUGCUAAGGGGAAGUCAUCUAAAUUCUUUUGUUAAAUGUACCAUCCUUCCAGAUACAAGUAGGAAAAGUCGCCAGAAGACAAGAGCUGUAGGGAAAACAACCAACCCUAUCUUCAACCACACUAUGGUGUAUGAUGGGUUCAGGCCUGAAGAUCUGAUGGAAGCCUGUGUAGAGCUUACUGUCUGGGACCAUUACAAAUUAACCAACCAGUUUUUGGGAGGUCUUCGGAUUGGCUUUGGAACAGGUAAAAGUUAUGGGACUGAAGUGGACUGGAUGGACUCUACUUCAGAGGAAGUUGCUCUCUGGGAGAAGAUGGUAAACUCCCCCAAUACUUGGAUUGAAGCAACACUGCCUCUCAGAAUGCUUUUGAUUGCCAGGAUUUCCAAAUGACCCCAAAUUCCACUGGCUCCUCCACUGAAACUACUAAGCUGGUGGAAUCUGAUCUUGAAAAUCUGAGUAGGUGGACAAAUAUCCUCACUUUCUAUCUAUUGCAACUAAGGAAUACUACACAGCAUGUAAAAGUCAAUCUGCAUGUGCUUCUUUGAUUACAAGGCCCAAGGGAUUUAAAUAAUAACAAAAUGUGUAAUUUGUGACUCCAACAUUAAAGAAGAUAUUUGAACAAGCUAGGAAAAUUGAAUUUCUGCUGCUGCUUCAAAGAAAAAGCUGCCCCAGGGCAUUAAACAUGGGGUAUUGUUAACAAGCAAAAUGUUCUUGUUUGCCAUCAUGUGUUUCACACCACAAUUCUGUGCCACAGUUAAGAGGCUCUGGUACCCUUGCAGGAUCUUUGUAGGUUGUGGGGAAAAAGUAGCAGAAAGAUACUCAAAGUGGAGCGGGGAAUGGAGACAGAACAUCAGUGAUGAUAAAAAAAAAAAAAAUGGACCUUAAGAAACGAUUUACUCUGUAAUCUCUAAUAAAAUAUGGAAUUCCAUAUUAGGGCAAUGAGACUGAAUUUACUGGUGUUUUUCUGCCUUGAGAAAACAGGCAGUUAAAACAAGCCUCAAAUGUAUUUUAGUGCCACCCACUGGCUGUAGGUAAAAUUCAGUUGUUGGCUUGUUUUAACUUAAUUCUAAAAUAGGUCUCAAGCCUGUAUUUUUAUGAGUUUAUUUUUUUAAAACCCUGCAUAUAUAUGAUUGUUUUUCUUAUAACUUUACUAUAUGAAAGCAGCAUAAGAGUAGUCACAAACAUGUUUUGCAACAAAGUUUUAAUUAGAAUGUAAGUUGUUCAGUUAUAUUGUACUUCUUAUGUAUGUAAAAUUUUCAUAAAGUAUUUUGUAAAAACCCUUAGAAUAAAUUAUCAUUUGAUUUAAAUUGUAUUAGAAAAUUAGCCUGACUUCUCAUUUUAAAUAAAAUAUUUUAGGAAUUCUAAACAUCUAAA
Messenger RNA from Nomascus leucogenys (northern white-cheeked gibbon), 8313 nucleotides. It is a transcript of the gene SYTL2, whose product is annotated as synaptotagmin like 2. Gene Ontology annotation, cellular component: plasma membrane; exocytic vesicle. Lineage: Eukaryota; Metazoa; Chordata; Mammalia; Primates; Hylobatidae. The record is from RefSeq and is a predicted model, not a curated record. Gene Ontology annotation, biological process: intracellular protein transport; exocytosis. Gene Ontology annotation, molecular function: neurexin family protein binding; small GTPase binding.